This is a messenger RNA of Triplophysa rosa, 4799 nucleotides long. RefSeq names its product FERM, RhoGEF (ARHGEF) and pleckstrin domain protein 1 (chondrocyte-derived) (gene farp1). Gene Ontology annotation, molecular function: guanyl-nucleotide exchange factor activity; cytoskeletal protein binding. The transcript has 27 exons. The coding region runs from base 220 to 3291 and encodes 1023 amino acids. Lineage: Eukaryota; Metazoa; Chordata; Actinopteri; Cypriniformes; Nemacheilidae. Gene Ontology annotation, cellular component: cytoskeleton. The record is from RefSeq and is a predicted model, not a curated record.
GAAGCGAGUCUGUGCUUUCAGUCCGGGAUCAAUCGCUCAGUCAUGGCGACCGGGAGGGCGGAAUACCGCAGCGCUUCCCGCGUAUAACCAGCGAUAUAUCGACAAAUCGCGGAUUCAGUUCGUGCACAGCAGCUUAUACUCACGGAAUAUCGUUUUUAAUACGCGCAAAUCACGGACUUAAAUCGCAUUCUUCCAGAAGAACGGUGUGUUUGUGUCAGUAUGGUGGAGCCAGAGGAGCGUCCCUCAGCGGCAGGUCAGAGACUCGGAGCUCCAGACAGUAUGGGCAUCAGCACUCUUGAGCCCGGUCGCCGGCCCCCCAUCAUGACCCCUGGCAGACACAUGUCCAUCCGCGUUCAGAUGCUGGACGAUACUCAGGAGGUCUUCGAUGUGUCGCAACGUGCACAAGGGAAGAUUCUGUUUGAUCUGGUGUGUACUCAUCUGAAUCUCAUCGAGGGAGAUUACUUUGGUUUGGAGUUUCAGGAUCACCGCAAAAUGAUGGUUUGGUUGGAUCUGCUGAAGCCGAUUCUAAAGCAAAUCAGACGGCCCAAGAACACAAUCCUGCGAUUCGUGGUGAAGUUUUUUCCUCCAGAUCACACGCAGCUGUUAGAAGAACACACCAGGUAUCUUUUUGCCCUGCAGAUCAAACACGAUCUGGCUUGUGGCCACUUGACCUGCAACGAGAGCAGCGCCGCCCUGCUGGUGUCAAACAUAGUGCAGUCUGAGAUUGGAGAUUUUGAUGAGGUUCAGUGUAAACAACAUCUGCUUAACAACAAGUACAUUCCAGAUCAGGACGCUCUGAUGGACAGAAUCAUGGAAUAUCAUCAGAAGCACGUCGGACAGACGCCGGCUGACUCGGAUCAUCAUCUCCUGGAGAUCGGCAGAAGACUGGAGAUGUAUGGAGUUCGUCUUCAUUCGGCUAAAGACCGAGAGGGCACUAAACUCAACCUCGCUGUGGCUCAUUCUGGUAUCCUGGUCUUUCAGGGCCACACCAAAAUCAAUUCCUUCAACUGGUCUAAAGUCCGCAAGCUGAGCUUCAAACGCAAACGCUUUCUCAUAAAACUACGACCCGACUUAAACAGUAACUGUCAGGACACUCUUGAGUUUAUGAUGGGAAGCAGAGACUGCUGUAAAGUCUUCUGGAAGAUCUGUGUGGAAUAUCACGCCUUCUUCCGACUCUUUGAAGAGCCUAAACCCAAACCCAAGCCCGUUCUCUUCACCAGGGGUUCCUCCUUCAGAUUCAGUGGUCGCACACAACGGCAGGUGAUUGAUUAUGUAAAAGACUCAGAAUUCAAGAAGAUUCCAUUUGAAAGAAAACACAGUAAAAUCCAGUCCAACAGCGGCCUUCCUUCAUUUCCACCCAAGCUGUGUGCUGAUGAUCAUGGAGAGAGGAAUGCCAGUACUUCAGGUCAACAGGUGGACUCACCUCACCGCAAUCAAGUGACCGUGGAGAACCCGUCUCUCCAGCGCUAUGCGGGGAGCCCAACUUCACAAAGCAACGGAUGUCGGAACGGGACCCACGACGAGGCGGAUGCUCGAUUCAAGCCGUCCCCAUCCAAGCAUCAGGCCGAGCAGCUGAGCACAGGUCCUGUGAGCAGCAGCGAGUCUCCAUCGGCCAUCAGGGUGAUGGUGAACGGACAGAAACAGAGUCUCAGCCUCGGUCACAGUCCAGAUGGACGACAGCCGUCUCCUCUCACCAGCCCGUUACUGACCGACGGAGGAUUCGUCCGCACGGACGACGAGGACGAGGUUCGCAGGAAGCGCUUCCCCACAGAUAAAGCUUACUUCAUCGCCAAAGAGCUUCUGACCACAGAGAGGACGUAUCUGAAGGAUCUGGAGGUCAUCACUGUGCACUUUCAGAAGUAUGUGGGGAGAGAUGAAGCCAUGCCACAGUCAUUGAGGAAUCUCAUAUUUGCCAACUUUGAACCCGUCUACAAAUUCCACGAGAACUUCCUGAAGGACAUGGAGCAGAGACUGGCACAGUGGGAAGGAAGAUCGAACGCACACAUUAAAGGAGAUUACCAGCGUGUCGGAGACGUAAUGCUGAAGAAUAUUCAGGGUCUGAAGCUGCUGACGGCUCAUCUUCAGAAGCAUUCUGAGGCGUUACUGGAGCUGGAGAAGACGUGUCGCUCCUCCCGCAAGCUGGAGGUUCUGUGUCGAGACUUUGAGCUUCAGAAGGUUUGUUAUCUGCCGCUCAACAUCAUCUUCCUGCGACCGCUGCAUCGCCUCAUGCAUUACAAACAGAUCCUGGAGCGGCUGUGUAAACAUUAUCCACCCACACACGACGACUUCAGAGACUCACGAGCCGCGCUCGCAGACGUCUCCGAGACGGUCGCGCAGCUUCAGGGGACCCUCGUCAAGAUGGAAAACUUCCAGAAACUUCUCGAGCUGAAGAAAGAUCUCAUUGGCAUCCAGAAUCUUGCCGUUCCCGGAAGGGAGUUCAUCAGGUUGGGAUGUCUGAGUAAACUCUCUGGUAAAGGUCUUCAGCAGAGAAUGUUCUUUCUGUUCAAUGAUGUUCUGAUGUACACGAGUCGAGGCAUGACGUCCUCAAAUCAGUUCAAGAUUCACGGGCAGCUUCCUCUCUAUGGAAUGACAAUCCGUGAGAGCGAGGAGGAGUGGGGUGUUCCUCAUUCCUUCACUCUUUUUGGACAGCGUCAGUCUGUUGUCGUGGCCGCAAGUUCCAAAUCAGAGAUGGAGAAGUGGUUGGAGGACAUUAAGAUGGCCGUUGAACUGUCAGACGGCUGUAACGGAUCUUCAGCCGAGAUUCUCUCCAGCAGUUUUACUGACACCAAAUGCCCUGACGAGUCUAGCGCAGAUCAGGAAUCCGAGGACGAUCUGAGCUCUUCAAGAACUUCUCUGGAGCGACAGGCACCUCACCGUGGUAACACCACGGUUCACGUGUGCUGGCAUCGUAACACCAGCGUGUCUAUGGUGGAUUUUAGCGUAGCUUUAGAGAAUCAGUUGUCUGGAAAUCUGCUCAGAAAGUUUAAAAACAGCAACGGAUGGCAGAAACUCUGGGUGGUUUUCACCAACUUCAGUCUGUUCUUCUACAAAACACAUCAGGAUGAAUAUCCUCUCGCCAGCCUUCCGUUGCUGGGAUACUCCAUCACCAUUCCUUCGGAAUCUGAGAACAUUCACAAAGAUUACGUCUUCAAGCUUCAUUUCAAAUCGCACGUGUACUACUUCAGAUCAGAGAGCGAGUACACAUUUGAGAGGUGGAUGGAGGUGAUUCGCAGUGCCACCUGCUCGUCCAGCCACACGCGCACCAUCCGCAAAGAACCACACAUCUACUGACCAGCGAGAGAGAGAGAGAGCAAGCGAGAGAGAGAGAGCGCGAGCGAGAGAGCGAGCGAGAGAGAGAGAGCGCGAGCGAGAGAGCGAGGGAGAGAGAGAGCGAGGGAGAGAGAGCGAGAGAGAGAGCGAGAGAGAGAGAGAGCGAGAGAGAGAUGACACACACAAACACACCGCCCGUAACACACACACACACACACACACACACACACACACACAACGGGCAGAAACAUCAGGUUCUCAAUCAGGUUCUUACAAGAUGUAUCUUAUUACAGCAGAAACGGUUUUGUGUGCUACGUUCUUGCUUCACUUUAUCAAAAGAUUCAGUAGACUUCGAAUGGGUUGGAGUGUAAAGUGACGUCAUAAAAUAACAGAAUAAAGGUUCGCGUCAAUGCCAAGCUCCAAAAUUUGACAACGGAGGUGUAAGCAUCAUCAGGUCAAAAUGAAACGCUUCCGUUUUUUUUUUCAUCUACAGAAGAUAAACUGUCCUAGCAAAGACACCAUGGGUCACAUUUGUGAAUGACAAUUUUAUUAAGGCCAGUCGAAAGUCGAAAACCAAUGCGUCAAUUUACUGUAUGUAGGAGUUUGUGAAUGAAAUACGACAUGUAAAAAUGCUUUUAUAGACUUUUUACACCAAAAGAUUAGACGGAGAAACUUUUCUGAGAAGCCAGGUCGGAUGUUUAAUGUAUAAGAAUAAACCCUUCCAUCUGUGUUUUGGUUUGAAUCUCAUGGAACAUGAGUACAUUUUAUUCCAAAACUAUUUAAUAAAUAUGACAUUUCUGUGACAAUUAAGCACAUUUACCCUCUAGUGGAAAAAUACCCACUACAGGAAUGCAAAAAAUGUAAUAUACAGUUGUAUGCACAAUGGUAAUAGUUGUUAUAAAUCAAUAAAAAACACUCCGAACAGAUGAGAUUUUUUAUAGCACUGCAAUCAGAAUUGUGAAUGUGCUUAAUUGUCUGAAAGUGUAAAAAAACCUUUGUUCCGUAAAUGGGGUUCUGCGUUAUAUGCAAAGUAUAAUAUCUUAUUUGCGUUUGACUUUGGGGUGAAGUGAAUGACACGUGAAAUGAACCCGCAUCAACAGACGGAUGUCUAUGCAGUCUGGAUUUGUACUGUUUUAAGAAAAGUUUCUCUGCAGGCAUGAGACUGACAGACAGACGCUGCCUUUCUACAUUUAUUUCUUUUUCCAGGACGUGAUUUUGAUACGAUUUUGAUACUGAACUGUGAAUCACUCCUCAGUGGUUUUGUGAUCUGUGAGUAGGUGGUCAUCAUUCUGUCAUGGUGCAGAAGAUUUUCUGACGGAUCCCAGCUGCCUUUGUCUAACUGGUCCAGUGCCAAACACGUUCACAUUUUGUUUCUCUUGAGAAUCUUUGUAUCUUUUUUACGUUAUUGAUGCAUUUUGGAGCAUUUUAUUCUCUUUUCUUUAUUAAUACAGCUAUAAAAGAACAUGCAUUGUCAGCAAAAAAUGUUUGAUGGUAAUUGAAUAUCUUCAGAAUAAAUUCAUAUAUAUGUA